GGUACGGGGCUUUUAUUUUUUUAGGUCAGAGAGUCAGACCGGAUGUUUCGGUGGAGCUGGUGGUGUGCUAACAGCUAACAGCUAGUUAACAGUGAUAAACUAACCAACCGCACAGGUUAGAACCAGACAGACAGACCUCAGGUGAGGAAGACUCAAGGUUCACCGUUGUCUCUCAUGUUGGUGCUCACCUGAAGAAGCUUCUGGAAGCUGCUCGUGCACGCGCACAGUCUCCAUGGCUACGGAGGAGUUCUACGAGGUGGACAGGAUUGUGGAUAAGAGGAAGAACAAGAAGGGGAAGGUGGAGUACCUGGUCAGGUGGAGAGGUUACGGUUCAGAGGAGGACACCUGGGAGCCUGAGAGUCACCUGUCCACCUGUAUGAUCUACGUCCACGAGUUUAACCGUCAAUACGCUGAGCGGCAGAGAGACAACACGUUACUGCGCUCCACCCGCAGCUCACCCAGCUUCCACUGCAGCUCCGCCCACAGACUUACCUGCAGACCAUCGCCCACUGCCACAGCUCGCAGUGACAUCGGCAGUGACAUCAGUGCAAGUUUGAGUGGAGACUGUAACCAGGUGAAACCUCCUGUUAGUCCGGCUCACCUGCCCCCUGUCGGACUGAGCCGUCAGCCCUCCGUCAGCUCUCAACAGCCCCCGCCGAUGGACAGGUUCAGCAGCAGUCUGAUGUCGGCGGUUCCAGCCGGCUCAGCCCGCCGCAGCAUGGAUCUGUCCAAGACUGGCAUCAAAAUCCUGGUCCCUAAGAGUCCGAUGAACAGCCGUCUAGACUCAGAGGAGUCUCCCAGUGAGGCGGCUCACAGUCUGGAGGCUGGAGCUCAGGAGGCUCACCUUGUGCCACCUGAGGUUGCCUUGCUGGAGAAACCUGCAGGUGUCCAGCUGGGGCCUGGAGAGGAGAGGGCCCGCAUGGGCACCAGACCCCGCAGCCAGAACCCCCUGCCCCCUCCCCGAGUACCCAUCACACCUGCUGCCAUGCGCUCUCUAAGCGGCACAGGUAACUUGGCAUUAAUGGAGGCUGUCGCUGCUAAUGGGAUGUCAGGUGUGCAGAGUGCUGUUACUGGGGCAACCAGUGCAACGGGGAAACGUCGUCUGGAGGAACGUUCUGCUUUUGACAAACGUUUGAGGUUCAGUGUUCGACAGACAGAAAGCGCUUACCGUUACCGCGACAUCGUGGUGAAGAAACAAGACGGCUUCACCCACAUCCUGCUGUCCACCAAGAGCUCCGAGAACAACACACUGAACCCUGAAGUGAUGAAGGAGAUUCAGAGCGCCAUGGCAACGGCAGCAUCGGAUGACAGUAAGCUGGUGUUACUCGGUGCUGUCGGCAGCGUCUUCUGCUGCGGCCUCGACUUCCUGUAUUUCAUCAGACGUCUGACGGACGACAGGAAGAAGGAGAGCAUCAAGAUGGCCGAAACCAUCAGGACCUUCAUAAACACCUUCAUCCAGUUCAGGAAACCAAUUGUGGCAGCGGUGAAUGGGCCGGCUCUGGGCCUUGGCGCUGCAAUCCUGCCACUCUGUGACGUGGUGUGGGCGAAUGAGAAGGCCUGGUUCCAGACACCAUACACAUCUUACGGCCAGACUCCCGAUGCCUGCUCGUCCUUCACUUUCCCCCGCAUCAUGGGCCUUGCCUCGGCUAACGAGCUGUUGCUGAGCGGCAGGAAGUUGACAGCUCAGGAGGCGUGUUGUAAAGGUUUGGUAUCUCAGGUUCUGUGGCCGGGAACCUUCACACAAGAAGUAAUGCUGCGAAUCAAAGAGCUGGUGACAGUUGACUCCCAGGUUCUGCGGGAGUCCAAAGCCCUAAUGAGGAACACCAGUCGUAGUGCUCUGGAGCAAGCUAACGAGCGUGAGUGUGAAGCCCUGAAGAGAGUCUGGGGCUCAUCACAGGGAACAGACUCCAUCCUGCAGUACCUGCAGAGGAGAACCGAGCUCUGCUAGAACCUGGACCGGGAUCUGGACCAGGACCUGGACUGGUUUGAAGACUCAGCACUUCUGAGCUGGCAGCAGUGACUCAGCAGAUUCUGUGUUCAACAUGAAACGCUGAACGUUUCCUUUUUUGUUGUUUAAUUUUAAAUUAUAAUUUCAGCAGAAUGUUCCUCCUGUUCUCAGGUUUCAGGUCUUUCAGGUAUUCCAUAUCAGGAUCAAUUUCAUCUGUGUCUAGAAGAUAGGUCCAGAAUGUGUUUAACUUAGCUUAAGCACAAGAAGCAGGGUGAAACUGCUAGCCUAGUUUAUUUUCUGCAUCCAAAACUGCAGUGUAGAACUUCCAUUGGAAAUCUGCUGUUUUAAGUCAUUGUCAGUGGAAUGUUUACCAUAUUUAACACACAGUAAAAAUUAAAUCUGAUUUAAUAAACUAUUUAAACCCUGAGUAGGGUCUGUUUAGGUUGUUUUCAAAACUGUCAGGUUGUUAUCCCUCAGUUUAAUCUGAUAGGCAAACUCUAUGUCAUUGAAACAUUGACCUGUAUAUCACCUGUAAAUCUAAGAUAAUCAGUUCCGUGUUUCCUGCUGCUGUCACCCAAAGGCAGCAUGGACUGAGGAACAACAGAAGAUCCACGAUAGAACCCUGUGGAACUCCACAGGUCAGAUAGUUACAGAUCGGAAACUGAGAUGGACACUUUUCACUCGUUUAUAGACUAAGUGAGAUUAAUUAAUGAUGGACAUAAGCCUCAACAUACUCAUCACUGUGAGACUGAAUAUCCUUUUUUUAACCUAAAAUUCCAUUGAUGAGCCCAUCAAUAAUGAUUUAAUUAAGGUACUUUUAAUGGGGUUGUAUAAUAUAAUAAUAAAAAAAUACAUUUAUGGAUUGCAAUAUCCAGUACAGUUAGGUAUGUUAGUAUUGGAACGGUGACACAAUUUUUGAAACUUUGCCUCUGUACAUCAUCACAGUGGAUUUGAAACACCGACAUCAAGAUAUCAUUUAAGUUUGGACUUUCAGCUUUAAUUCAAGGGGUUUAACAAAAAUAUCACAUUAACCGUUUUAGGAAUUACAGCCAUUUUUAUACAGAGUCC
Molecule: messenger RNA, 3016 nt
Organism: Xiphias gladius (swordfish)
Lineage: Eukaryota; Metazoa; Chordata; Actinopteri; Istiophoriformes; Xiphiidae
Gene: cdyl
Product: chromodomain protein, Y-like
Exons: 7
Coding region: 233-1948 (571 amino acids)
Cellular component (GO): nucleus
Molecular function (GO): transcription corepressor activity
Source: RefSeq, a predicted model, not a curated record